AUGGGCAAGAGCCGCUUCUCCGAGAUCGUCUCCAACGUGAUCCGUGUACACCAAGCUCCUCGUCUCCAACGACGCCGCUCUUGCCGUGCAUCUACCACCUUCACAUCGCCUCAUCCUCUCCAACACGGCGUCCGCUCGGACGUCCACACCAUGGCUGCUAGCGCUGCAGUAUCCCCGGUCGACGAUCCGAUAAGAAGCAGCACUCCUUUCGCCGACCCAUUCUGCGACCCAUUCUGGCAACCUGAUUCACUGUCUCGGCGCAACUCUGCUCUUGUCAACUCAGCUCUGGCAUCGCCGGCAAUUGGACAAGCUCUAGCUCAGGCGCUUGCUUCGCCUGUCUGUGACAACGCACAUCGAUUUACAAGGGGUGACCCAUUCCUCUUACGCUCUGAUGUCGAUCCGCAUUCGCAUCCAACAUUGAUUCCAGCCUCCUCGACACUCUCGCACCUGCAAGUCUUGCAUUCGAGUCCCGAACAGCUAGCCAAGCCAAGCUCUGCUGUCCCGCUACGCUGGAGCGCAAUGUCGCCCUUCCAAGCCACUUCCGCCAGUGCCACGCCCGCUUCAUCAUCUCAAUCCAUCACAGCCUCUCCAUCCCGAUUCGACGGUGGCUACAAUUCUUCAUCGGCACGUCCCACUCGUCCAGACAGACCGACUUUGACACGGCUUAACACCUCCGAAAUGUUGCGCACGCAGACAGAAACAGCUCUCGACCCUGCGCCAUCAUCACAGCCCAUUAUCGGGCCAUCACCACAGCCCAUCAUCGGGCCAUCAUCACAGUCCAUCAUCACCACUCGCAAGUCGCCCACCGGCUUGAAGCUUCAGCUGGACACCUCGGUGCCACGUAGAUCGGCUACCUUGAGUAGCUAUCCGCAUCCCUCGAAAUCAAAACAGAAGAACUUCCUGCAUCUGCCCAUGCCUAUGCUUACACCUCCGACUCCCAUGGAACGUCUCAAGCCUCGAUCCCACGACAAGGCCGUUUCAGAGAACACGGCAUCAUCAUCUACUGCGGCUGUCGCAGCUGAUUCAGGCUCGCGACAGUCAGAUGCCCACCUUGGCCGAAGUGACUUCAACUUGGAGGAGUUCACGUUUGAGGUCUCGACCAUUCUUCCCGACUUUCUUUAUCUCGGUCCCAACGUCCAAAGCGAGCAGAACGUCGCCGAGUUGCAGCACAAGGGCAUACGUCGCAUUCUCAACGUGGCUUGCGAGAUCGACGAACGCGGCCCUCUCAACCUGCGAGACAAGUUUGACAAGUACCUCAAGAUUCCUAUGCUUGACAGUGUCGAAGCAAAAGGCGUGCAGGACAGCAUUCAAGAGGCAUGUUCUUUCCUCGAUGACGCGCGCUUGCGGUCUGAGCCAGUGUACGUGCACUGCAAAGCAGGCAAGUCGCGCUCUGUCACCAUUGUCAUCGCCUACCUCAUCCAUGCACUCGGCUGGUCCUUGCAACGAUCCUACUCGCACGUCAUGGAGAAGCGAGCUGCCAUCUGUCCCAACAUCGGCUUUGUUGCCGAACUGAUGAAGUACGAGGAGAAGGAGCACAAGUUGACCCGAUCAUCGGGCAUCUAUGGCGAAGCUCCAGCAGGCACCAAUCUGCCCACCUCAAAAUCUUCAACGCAUCUGCUUUCAGCUUGGAGUGACGACAAGGCAGAUAAGCAAGCAAGGCCGAACGAGUCGGCGCCAGCUCUGCCUAUCUCCACGCUCAAAACGCAGCAACUGCGAGCAUCACAGGACCAUCGCCCAAGUGACUACUCGUAUGCCUUUAGUAGCUCCCAGUCACAGUCGUCACCUGACUUGCCUUCGUUGGCCUUCAGCAGUAGAUGA
Ustilago hordei is the source of this 1818-nucleotide messenger RNA. RefSeq lists its product as uncharacterized. Gene Ontology annotation, molecular function: protein tyrosine/threonine phosphatase activity; MAP kinase tyrosine/serine/threonine phosphatase activity. Gene Ontology annotation, cellular component: cytoplasm. The transcript has a single exon. Bases 1 to 1818 code for a protein of 605 amino acids. Lineage: Eukaryota; Fungi; Basidiomycota; Ustilaginomycetes; Ustilaginales; Ustilaginaceae. The record is from RefSeq and is a predicted model, not a curated record. Gene Ontology annotation, biological process: protein dephosphorylation; negative regulation of MAPK cascade.